GCACCAAAUUCCAUCUGCUCGUCAUUCUGGAUUUAUUGUCGAGAAUAUCAAAGAAUUAUCGUUAUUAAUUGCCGCUAAUUCCGGUGUGUGCCAUAUCGCAAAUUGCACCUCCCCUUUGAAAGAACCUGAAUCGCACACGUUUGUUUCCAACAAUUGUUAAGUGUCAGAUCAUUACACUUGUCGCUGAGGUGAACCGUUGCGCUCACGAAAGUGUCAUUACGCUAACAACUUAAACUCGACAGUUUUACACUGCAUCGAAGGAGUUGGUCGGUAGUUGCUCAAUAACCUCUCUGACAACCGCACCGAUCAUGGAUAACUGAAGUGAAAUACGGACACCGCAAAAAAAACUGGUUGGGAUAUCUUAUUUACAAAGAAAAUGACACAUUCCAUAUUUUUACCGUUAAAAUCGUCCUAGCACCACAGUUUUCAUAAAUUGCCAUAGUUUUUUCCUCUAAAUAUUGACUAGACCCCACAAAACAAAGUUAAGCAUCCGUUUUCCGAUCUGUCCAACAGAUCAGGAAAAAAAAAAAUUUUCAAUAGAAAAAAAUUGUUUUUCAUUUUUUCUCCGUUUUGUUUUCAUAUAUUACGUAAAAAAACAAUCUUCGAUUGCUCAAAACAAGGACCUUUUAGGUGUAACGUAGAAACGAUCAACGAAAAAAUUUGCAAUUCCGUAAAACGAUCGUAAAACGAAGGCUUAACUUUGUUCUUUGGAGUCGAACGAGUAUUAAAAAAAAUUAUUUCAACCGAAUGAGAACUGUGGUGCAAGGACAACUUUAAAAGUGAAAACAUGCAAUACGUAGUUUCCACUUGAGAUCUUUGGAAAAAUCGAUUGAGGUGAUAAUUUUUCCACUUUCUAACACAUCCCAUCAAACAUCAAAUAUCGCUGAAUGGUUCCCUAGCUCUACCAAAGACUUUCAAAUGUCAAAAACGUCCCCCUUUAAUGCCUGAUAUUACAGAUCAAAAGUAGAAGGCCAAAGCUUCUAUCUCAGUGUUUAUCCAUAAUUGGUCAGGUUUAUAUAAUCCCCGUGCAUCGGAAAUAAUUCGUGACAGUGUCUCUUCUCAGUUGUUGGUUGCUGCGGACAGACGUACCAGGACAGUAUCGCGGAAUGAUCGUCAGUUUAAAUUUGAGAAAACUCUCUCGAAUCGUCAACUAACAAUUUAAACGACAUCCUAAUCAGUUCCCCCAUGGAGGAUCCAAAUUCCCCGAUCCCGGAGGAGGGAUACCUCCAUUGGCCUGAUUGGCUAGCAAUUGGACUGAUGCUGGCAGCAUCGGCAGCAAUUGGCGUCUACUAUCGCUUCACCGGAGGCAAGCAAAAAACAGCAGAGGAGUACUUCACAGCUAAUCACUCAACGGGAGUUGGCUUAUUAUCAAUAGCCAUGAUGGUGGCAUUUCUCUCUGCAAUUUCUCUGCUGGGCUCCAGCGGUGAAAACUACACAUACGGAUGUAUUUUCAAUCUCGUCUACGCUGGACUGGGUUUCGGCACACCAAUUGUCACGUAUUUCUACCUCCCUGUUUUCUGGGAACUCCAAGUGAUGAGUGUCUUUGAGUAUCUAGAACGACGGUUCGGCGUCACAGCCAGACUCGUAGCUAGUCUAGCCAAUUUUCUGCAGACGAGUUUGUACACUGGUGUUGUCAUCUACGCUCCAUCACUGGCACUUGAAGCCACCACUGGGCUGAAUGGAACAACAAGUAUUCUCCUGAUCGGCCUAAUUUGCACGUUCUAUUCAACAAUCGGUGGAAUCAAGGCUGUAAUCAUCACUGAUCUCAUCCAAGGUGCCCUCAUGUACAUCUGUGUCUUCUGCGUAAUUGGUGUUGCGCUGAGUGAGAUUGAUGGCGGUGUGGCCCGAGUUAUUGAGGUAUCCUCGGAGGGUGGCCGUAUCAAUUUUCUCAACUUUCACGUUGAUCCAACAGAGCGACACACCUUCUGGUCCCUCAGCAUUGGAGGUACCUUUUUCUUUCUAUCACUCUACGCAACCAGUCAGGUGCAGGUACAACGUAUGCUAACAGCCAAAUCAAUUGGUGACGCAAGAAAGGCUUUGUUCAUCAAUAUACCGCUGACACUAUCACUCACCACAACAGUAUCAUUCUCCGGUCUGGUACUGUACACUUAUUAUCACGAUUGUGAUCCUGUACUCGCUGGUAAAAUAAAAUCACACGACAUGAUAAUGCCGUACUUUGCCAAGGAACGCAUGACAAAGGUACCGAGUCUCACUGGUAUCUUCAUAUCUGGUGUUUUCAGUGCUAGUUUGAGCACUGUAUCAGCCGUUUUGAAUUCCCUCGCGGCAAUUGCAUUGUCCGACUAUGUUAAACCAAUAUUGCGAAAGUUGGGGAGGGAAUUGCCGGAUAAUAAGGCAGCGUUCUACGGGAAAAUGCUUGCACUGUCGAUUGGUUUCUUGAGUUUGGCUGUUGCUUUUCUCGCUUCAACCCUUGGUAGCUUGAUUCAGGCUGUUACCGCUGUUCAUGGUGCCAUUGGAGGGCCUAUUCUCGGGUUAUUCACUCUGGGAAUGUUCUUCGAAGACGCCAAUGAAACGGGCGCUGUUGUGGGCACUAUCUUUGCGCUUGCCUUCAACAUGUGGGUGGCAUUCUCACCGAAACCAGCGCCUAUCAAAUUGCCGUUGACCAUUGAAGGAUGCCCUAAUUCCACGCUUAUUCAUCCCACAACUCCGAUUACAACCAAAAUUGACGAGUCGUCAUUCCUCUACAUUCAUCGGCUCUCCUACCUCUGGUACACUCCAAUAGGUCUAUUUGUAGGCAUCGUCACAGGAUACAUCGCAAGUCUCGUUGUCAGAAAAUUCUCCAAAGUCCCGAUUCCACCGCCAGAUCCAAGUCUCUUCACACCAUUCGUCGCCUCCAGAAUUCGUAAGCGAUGCAAAAAGGAACCCACCACUGGCAGUCAAGUAUUCGUCCUCGACACGAAAAAAUUCGACAACAUAGAUUCGUGAGAAUAAACCUAAUGGUCCUUGUUGCUAUUAUCUCUGGUAUGCAGUGAAUUAAGAGGACAGAUUUGCUGUAUCUUUGUUACACUUUUGUAUUCAACGCCCACGAGACUCAGUAAUAAUGAACCCCAGAUCACUUGAGAGAUAAGUGGAACUUUAUUUAGUGUCGCAACUCAGUGAGGCCAACUCGAGCAUUGUUAUUGCUGUUUUGAAAUUGAGGGGAAAUAAAAGAAAAAUGUUGAUAAAUAAA
Molecule: messenger RNA, 3187 nt
Organism: Diachasma alloeum
Lineage: Eukaryota; Metazoa; Arthropoda; Insecta; Hymenoptera; Braconidae
Product: putative sodium-dependent multivitamin transporter
Exons: 7
Coding region: 1186-2943 (585 amino acids)
Biological process (GO): sodium ion transport; transmembrane transport
Cellular component (GO): membrane
Molecular function (GO): symporter activity
Source: RefSeq, a predicted model, not a curated record